This is a messenger RNA of Odocoileus virginianus texanus, 3040 nucleotides long. The record is from RefSeq and is a predicted model, not a curated record. NCBI's taxonomy places the organism in Eukaryota, Metazoa, Chordata, Mammalia, Artiodactyla, Cervidae.
CAAGGGCCAGUCCCGGAGUUGUACCCCUCUGACCCUCCCGCGCUACAGUUCCGGAUAAGUGAGUACGCGCCGCCGAACAUGGUGGGAGCAGAGCAACCACCAAGCCCAGAGCUGCGGCGGGAAGGCGUGGCCGAGUACGAAGAUGGCGAGGCCCCGGCGGGGGGUGGCAGUGCGGACCCCCAACAGCCGGCGGGCCUCCCCCAGGACCCUCCAGAAGGUCCGCCUCAAGACCCACCAGAGGAUGAUGGCACCUGCCCGUGCCAGGCUUGUGGGCCUCAGCAAGGCGCUGGUCCAGAUCCUAGUUCCUGCAGUGAUGGCUGCCCUCAGCGCUUCCAGGAGCGGUCAGUCAUAGUGGAGAACUCCUCAGGCCAGAACAACUGCACCAGCGCUUCUGAGCUCCUCAAACCCGUGAAGAAGAGGAAACGCAGGGAAUAUCAGAGCCCAUCCGAGGAGGAGUCUGAGCCAGAGGCCAUGGAGAAGCAAGAAGAAGGAAAGGAUCCAGAGGGACAAGCUACCAGUAACACCCCAGAAAGUGAGGAAUGGAACAGCAGCCAGCCUGCCUCAGAGGAAAAGAAACCAGGCUGGUCGUGGGAAUCCUACCUUGAGGAGCAGAAGGCCAUCGCUGCCCCCAUCAGCCUCUUCCAGGACUACCAGACAGUCACUCAUAACAAGAAUGGCUUCAGACCGGGCAUGAAGUUGGAAGGCAUCGACCCUCAGCACCCGAGCAUGUACUUCAUCCUCACCGUGGCCGAGGUGUGUGGCUCCCGCCUGCGUCUGCACUUUGAUGGGUAUUCCGAGUGCCAUGACUUCUGGGUCAAUGCCAAUUCCCCUGACAUUCAUCCGGCUGGCUGGUUCGAGAAGACGGGGCACAAGCUGCAGCCCCCCAAAGGUUACAAGGAGGAGGAGUUCAGCUGGAGCCAGUACCUGCGCAGCACAAGAGCCCAGGCUGCCCCCAAGCACCUGUUUGUGAGCCAGAGCCACAGUCCCCCACCCCUGGGCUUCCAGGUGGGCAUGAAGCUGGAGGCUGUGGACCGCAUGAACCCGUCCCUCAUCUGCGUGGCCAGUGUGACCGACGUGGUGGACGGCCGCUUCCUGGUUCACUUUGACAACUGGGAUGACACUUACGACUACUGGUGUGAUUCCAGCAGCCCCUACAUCCACCCGGUGGGCUGGUGCCAGAAGCAAGGAAAGCCCCUCACCCCUCCGCAAGACUACCCAGACCCUGACAGCUUCUGCUGGGAGAAAUAUCUGGAAGAAACCGGGGCCUCUGCUGUGCCCACCUGGGCCUUCAAGGUGCGACCCCCACACAGCUUCCUGGUCAACAUGAAGCUGGAGGCCGUGGACCGCAGGAACCCAGCUCUAAUACGUGUGGCCAGCGUGGAGGAUGUGGAGGAUCAUCGGAUAAAGCUCCACUUUGAUGGCUGGAGUCACGCCUAUGACUUCUGGAUUGAUGCUGACCACCCUGACAUCCACCCAGCGGGCUGGUGCUCCAAGACGGGGCAUCCCCUGCAGCCUCCUCUCCAACCCAGAGAGCCCAGCGCUGCCUCCCCCACGGGCUGUCCCCCUCUCAGCUAUCGGAGCCCGCCACACAGCAGGACCUCCAAGUACAGCUUUCACCACCGGAAGUGCCCCACUCCUGGUUGUGAUGGCUCUGGCCACGUCACCGGCAAGUUCACAGCUCACCACUGCCUCUCGGGUUGCCCCCUGGCCGAGAGGAACCAGAGCCGGCUGAAGGCAGAGCUGUCGGACACGGAGGCCUCGGCCCGUAAGAGGAGCCUCUCCGGCUUCUCCCUAAGGAAGAAGCCUCGCCAUCACGGCCGGUGCGGAGGGCAAGGGUGCGGGGCUUCAAGUCCUCCGAGGCCAGAGCAGGCGCUGAGUCCCUGCCACGGGCCCAGCUCCUCUCUCUCCAGGAUCGGGCGCCCUCCAAAGUACCGGAAGAUCCCACAGGAAGAUUUUCCGAGUGAGUCCUGGGUCAUUUGUCCCCUGUGUCCUCCCCCGUGUUCACCGUGGCAGCUUGGUGUUUGGUGGGAGGACUCACCAGCGGCACACAGUGGGAGAGGCUGGGAGGCAGGUGUCACGAUACUCGGAGGUACAGAGCAGUGCUGAGACACGGCGUGGGGCCUCGAACGGCCUCACAUGCUAGCCCCUUUGUGCCUCAGGCCUUGCUGUGAGUCUGCCGGCAAGAUGCAGAGCCUCUCUGGGCUCCUGGUCACUCGCUUUGAGGUGGGAUGAUGCCCCCAGCUCUGCUUUUCUCAGUCCUGGCUUCCUGAGAGGGAAGUCAGGCUGUUACUCUCUAGCUGUGUGACCUUGAGCAAGUCACAUCUCUGAACUUCAGUUUUCUUAUUUGAAAACAUGAAUAAUACCUGCUUUUCAGGUGUCACUUACCUGAAAUAAUAGUGGCUGCUACACUAUCAAACACCUGCUAUAGGCCAAGCACCAUUUCAGGUGCUUUAUCUAUACCAUCUCGCUGUCUCUUACAAGUGGUCUGCAACAUGGAUGUGGUACACCUGGUCAGCUUCCAUUGUAAGGCUGUGUUCUGACUGCCAGAGGGCGCUUGCCUGCUGUGUUCAUUCCAGAAUUAUCCUGAGAACUUGGGAAGUCUUUCCAUGGAUGAAGCUGUGUGCCAGAUUGGACUGGGAAGGACUCACCCCAGUCCUGAGACACUUCAGGGACAGGGCGGGGGACAGCGCCCAGGCCUCUGACCUCUGGGCAGGGCUCCCCUGUUCCAUCAGCUGGGUCUCACACAGGGGACCCGGUCCCUCUGGGUUUUGUUCCGGAGACUUCUCACGCAUCCGUGGGUAGGCCUGCUCGGUGUGGGUCUGCUGGAAAACAGCUCCCUGGGGAAAGCUGCCUGCCUGGAGAGCUCAGGACUUGGCUGUGCUCACGGUGCUCAUGGGGCCCUCCAGGGCCCGUGAGUGUCAGCUCUUGGAAAGAACGAGGAAACCACCAUGAUUUCCUUACACAGCCGCUUUAUCUUUUUAUUUCUUCUUAAAAUUUAUUUGGCUGCACCGGGUCUUAGUGGCAGCGUGUGAACUCUUAG